Misgurnus anguillicaudatus (oriental weatherfish) is the source of this 2368-nucleotide messenger RNA. NCBI's taxonomy places the organism in Eukaryota, Metazoa, Chordata, Actinopteri, Cypriniformes, Cobitidae. The record is from RefSeq and is a predicted model, not a curated record.
UUUUGGUGCUUGCUCAUGCAAAUCCAGACUAAUGCUGGGGUGUUCAGUGUUUAUCUUCUGGGUAGAGCACGCAACCCUUGACAGAGCUGACAAAUAUCACAUUAUUCCAUCAUUGUUUCCCACAGGUAGGUCCAAAAAGCUCUUUUCGAUCUUGAAUAUAUAAAUCUACUAUCAUCGAGCUACACAUCACUUUCAUAAGUUGGCUUUUGACUCUUGAUCAUCAUGUGGCUUCUGUUGGGAUUCUGCUUGAUCUCCUCACUCAUCCACUCAGUUCAAAUGCUGCAAUGUUGGGAUGGGUUUUAUCAGAACGCAUCUUUAAAAGCCUGUCCUGCUAACUAUUAUUAUUGUGCUGUUCUCAGGUCAGGCAAUUCUCCAACCUUACAGACUUGCCUACCUUAUAAAACCACCUGUAAUUUCACAACACCUACAAGUGUUAAUUUGGGGUUUUUUGAUAUAACAUUUUCAUGCUGCAACACAGAUGGCUGUAACAAUGUCAGUCUGCCUGAAAAGAACAAUGUCCCGAAUGGACUUAAGUGUGACUCAUGCAACAAUAUGGAAGACAAAGAGUGCAAAACUCCACUGUCCUGUGUGGGAGCCCAGGAAUGCUGCUUCAAUAUGACAGAUUUUGAAGUGUUGGGAAAUUACACAUUGAAGGGCUGUGCUUCAAAAAAUUUUAGUGGAAUCUCAUCAAACUCCACAAUCUCGCUUAGCUGCUACAAUAAAGGGAAUCUAAAUUCUACCCCUAAACCCACCACUACUACUUCUAAAUAUCCCCCAGGCAACAAAAGUACAUCUUGGCUAAGAGUCCACAGCUGCAGUCUUUUACUGAUGAGUCUUAGUGCCAUUUUCUUGAAGGAGAUAAAUUAAUUCAUGAAAGCAAGAAAAGAUAGGGGAGUACCCGGGCGAAAGUAGCAAAGCUUUCUCCGAGCCCUGAUUACAUUUGCAUUCCAAACUAUGACAGCAUUUUAGCACUUCAGUAACACUUAUUGCUUUUGUCCCGCUGCUAAUACUGAUGCAUUAUUUUCAGCUUAUACCACGGGUCUGUUGAAUGCUGCAUUCUGAUUGGCUGAGAAAUGUUUAAUGGGUGUUGAUAAUUUUUCUGUAAACCGCACACCUAACUUGUCAAAUGUCUUAAAAAUAGAAUGUUUGUGUUAACCGUGGUAUAAGCGGAAUAAUUGACUCCAGUCCUUUGAAUUAUUUGAACGUAAUGCACACUUGCGGUGUAACGGAGAACCCCCUUGGUGUGCAUUAUUUUCUUAUAAUUCAAAUUACUUUUUGCAAACAUGAAGGACAAAUAUGUUUGCAGUUACAUAUUAACAAGGUCAUAGUCAGGUAUAUUUACUAAAACAAGUGUAACACAAAAAUCUAUCUUGUUUUGUUAAUGCACUACUUAUGUUGAAAGUGAAAUUAUUGAAACAGUUUUACAUUUGUUCAAAAUUCCACAUGGUAUUGAUAAACUACAAUUUUGAAUUUUUGACCACACCAAAAAAUAUAUCUUUGCCUAAAACAUUAUCUUUUAAAAUGAUGUUUUUCUGAAAAAUGGUACUUUCACCCCUGCUCUCCUCUACUGACUAAAUAUGGACAAGGGCUAUGUCAUUUUAUUAUGUAAAUAGUUGCUUAAUUAUGUUUGCUCAUUUAACUUUCUUCUUCUAACUGGUGAAAGCAGGUUUGGAUAACUACAGGGAUUGGCUUAGAAAUUUCUCAUUUAUAAAUAACACUGAUUGUAAGACAUUACAAGAAAAAUCUGUCAAGGUGUGGAGAAUGUUUAAUUCUUUAUCUAUGUCAAAACAAAAACCCAUGUUCACAUUCAUAACACAUGGCAUAGAUUUAAGUUUAAAAUAAGUCUAUAAUAUUGUAAUAUGUUAAUAAAUAUAUAAUAUGAACAUAUAAAUAGUUAAUAGUACAUCAACACUUAAUGUCAGCAACAUGAUGUAAUUCAGCAGCAUGAUGUAAUUUAUGUUCCAUACUCUACAGUGAGAUUAAAGGUGCAUUGUGUAACUUUUAAGAGGAUCUCUAGAAAUGCAAUAAAAUAGACAUUACUAUAUUAUUAGUGGUGUAUAAAGACCUUAUAUAAUGAACUGUGUUGUUUUUAUAACCUUCAAAUGUUUUUAUCUACUUACACUGUGGGUCCAAUUACAUGGACGUCACGGCGCUAUGUUUCUACAGUAGCCCUAAAUGGACAAAUUUAUAGAGCAUGUUUGGCACUACGUUGUCUCAGAUAAAUUCAUGUUUGUCCAGUGGGGACUACUGUAGUUUCAUGUUCUUCAUUCUACAUGUUUCGAAAGGGAGGGGUGUGUCUUACCGCUAGACAAUCUUCACAAUGGACCUUUAAGUGGUUGACAAGGUAUAGCAGCCACUGAAAUGUGAG